CAUUUAUCAUUACAAGACCUAACAUCCCAUGCUGAGACAUUCUGGAGACCAAUUCUCACUUCAGACCCCUACUCAAUAAGUGAAAUGCAACGUGAAGAACAGGAAAGGCAUUUAUCAUUACAGGAUAUAACGUCCCAUACUGGAAUAUUUCGAAGACCAAUUUUACCUAUAUUACCAGUCGUCUAUUCAGAAAAAGUGGUACAGAGUAGUCUAGUCAGUAAUGCAUUUCCUAACGCACAUUUAGCGAAUAUCGUUGGGAUAAUUCGAUCACUUCGAACUGGAGAUGAUAUGCGACAUACAUCAGGGCUAGAUUUCUUUGAUUCUAUUAGACACCUCUUUACUUCAGAAAGAUCUGUCCCCUUAUCGAAUCCAGAUACUCUUUGGCAACAUACUUAUGAAAAUUUACUUAUAUUUGGGCCACCUCUUCUUGAAUGGCGAAGUCAUACCGAUGAUGCAAUGGCUUUAGGGAAUUCAACUGAAACUGUUUUCAGAUCUAAUGCAUCUGGAGGGUAUUAUACUGCUCCCACUGGACCUAAAACUUUACGCACGUACAAAGAAA
Messenger RNA from Dentiscutata erythropus, 559 nucleotides. Lineage: Eukaryota; Fungi; Glomeromycota; Glomeromycetes; Diversisporales; Gigasporaceae. The record is from the annotation of a GenBank genome assembly.